GAAGAAAUAUGUCGAAAUAGGAUUAUACGUUUACCUAUUACUAAUAAUGUCAAUAUAUACAUUCGAAUUAAAGCGAUCAAAGGUCGCAUCCAUUGGUAAAUUUAAUAACAAAGUCCAUGACGACUUGUUUUCCAUUGUUUGUAUUCUUGUUGAACCUGACAGGCGAGCCAUCAUCGUACCCUUCAACUUGACUUGUCUUUCAGCAGUAUACCCGUCUACCCACGGUGGCAAUCAUCCCGAACACAAUCCUUCAUUAAAAAGGAUAUUUCUUUGUAUUUUAUUGGAUUGCAGCUUCCUGGGGGUGCUUUCUAUUCAAAGAAUCAGGUGUUUUGAUUUGUUUGCUAGACCGUGGCACUCAACUAGGGAAUACACACGUAGGCACUCGUCCCUGGUCCGAUUGGUGGCAUUUGCGUGCCGGUAAGGCAAGGUGUCUUCACCUAACUCGGAAAACAUGGUUUUUGUUUCCUCGAACCUGCAGCUGAGGACCUUGUUUACUCGGAACUCUUCCCUUGUUCGUUCAUAUUUUGUUUGAUAAUCAUCAUUCGUUGGAAGAUUCCGGAGAAAAAAUACAGUAUUGUCCAGUUCUUGUCCUUGUGUCCGGUUUAACACCUUUUGCAUCUCCCAAGGAAAAAGUUUGAUGACCAUCCAUUUAAUCUGGUUCGGAGGAUCUCUGUUGAACAUUCCAUUCUUGUCUUAAAAACAUUUAGAUUAUCAAUGGCCUAUCGAUUUUAGAAUUCGCAAUGGUCCUCUGAGGUCCAAGGAAAUAUCGACAGGGAUUUAUCAGCUGAAAAUUGAAAGACUCCGCCUUGGAUUAAUGAUACAAGCAGUCUAUUCAGACCUCUGAGCGGGAACCCCUCACCUUCCGGCGGUGGUUGUGGGAAGUUCAAAUCAUCUACCAUGCCAAUCUCGUCCACCACAUCACCACCAAACACGGCUCGACUGCAAUAUCGCAUCAAACGAAGUCAACUUCGUCUCGUCCAAGCCGGUAAGAACGAACAGACGAGCGACUCGAAUUCUUCCCACGAUGUCAGUGUACGGAGCAGCAGGUUGGCGAUGUCGUCCGAUGCAUCGUCGGUUUCGAUCACGUGUUCAGGGAAACAGAGUUCGGUAGCUCAGCCGAGACUCCUGAGUAGGCGCUGGAGCCGGUGUGGAACCCCAGUGCCACGAGAGGAUCCUGAUCAAUUAUCCGACAAUGUAGACAAUGGCAACAUAGUCGACAACAACAAUGCGAAGGAAGAUACAUUGAACUCACGAUAUCGAGUUGAUAGCUUCGUGAACGAGCCUGGGGUCGAUCUCCUUCAUCAGAGGCUUCCCAGCAUCGAGCAGAGACCCGUUUCCCGACAUGUCGUCUACUCCGUCCAAUACGAUGUCAAGACCAAGACUUCAACCACCAAGCCAGUCACGGUUUCGUCCUCUUUUGAUUCGCCGCGUACAUUAAGGCAGAAAGCUCUGCAGAUGGACUUCAACCAAACCACAAGGUUGUCACGACCAGAUAAGGAAAUCAAUGUGGAAUUUGCGAGAAGGGCCACUUUUCCAAAUGAUGACUUCGUUGAUGAGUUGACAAAGAAUCGCAUAUUAACAUGGUUGGAGAAUGUUGAGACAGCUCUGGAAGAAGACUCUGUUGAUUCUACAAUCUUGACAUCUAUCCAGGAAGAAUCGCUCUAAUCUUUUACUUGCUGUCUUACCAAAAACAUUAUUGAAAUAUUAUUUGUUUGUGUUUUGCUAUUCUGUGUGUUUUACUCUAUAGAAUUUAAGAAGAAGAUAACUCCAAGAGUUACAUGCUAUAUUCGAUUAAUUGUUUUCCGUUUUGAAAAAAUGAAUUGUUCAGUGAAACGAUCGUCGACGUGAGAAACGCGAUUUAAGUCUUGCCUACAAUGCUGCUUAUGAUAACACAUUUCUGAUAGUUGUCUUUAUUAAACAUGACUUUGUAUUGAGUAUGGAAACUGUUUUUACGGACAUUGCUGUUCCACUUUAGGGGAUUUUAAAGAUAAACUUGAGUUCUGGUAAAAAAAGAAAGUGAAUUCUCACAGAAUCUAAUGAAACUUACACU
Messenger RNA from Strongylocentrotus purpuratus (purple sea urchin), 2050 nucleotides. RefSeq lists its product as uncharacterized. Lineage: Eukaryota; Metazoa; Echinodermata; Echinoidea; Camarodonta; Strongylocentrotidae. The coding region runs from base 898 to 1665 and encodes 255 amino acids. The record is from RefSeq and is a predicted model, not a curated record. The transcript is spliced from 2 exons.